Pseudozyma flocculosa PF-1 is the source of this 744-nucleotide messenger RNA. RefSeq lists its product as uncharacterized. Gene Ontology annotation, biological process: N-acetylglucosamine metabolic process. Gene Ontology annotation, cellular component: cytoplasm. The transcript is spliced from 3 exons. The record is from RefSeq and is a predicted model, not a curated record. Lineage: Eukaryota; Fungi; Basidiomycota; Ustilaginomycetes; Ustilaginales; Ustilaginaceae. Bases 1 to 744 code for a protein of 247 amino acids.
AUGCUCUCAAGCUGCCAACGCUUGGGCGACCCGCUCGGCGUCGAGCGACGUGCACCCGCCACUCGGCCCCGCGCCUCGAACUCGCCAGAGUGCUCCGGCAUCGCCCUUCCCCGAACCCCUCGAAGACAAGCACUCUUCACCUGGACGCAGCUAUGCGACAUCAUCUCGACCGGACGUCUGCACGACCUACGCCGUCACCCCGACGACGUCGAGGCCUACUCCUGCUGGCGUCGCCGCGUCGAAAGCGUCUACGGAACAGUGCAGCGAUACAUUCUCGAGCGCAAGAUCACCGCGCCCCGGCUCGUCGCCGCGUCGGCUGUAGCGCAGGGGGACAUGGACAAGCCGUACUUCCACGCCGACAUGGUCGAUGGUCGUGAUUGCCAGGUGCUCCUCAACGACUGGCCUUACAGCGUCCCAGAGGAGCUGCUUCCCGACGGGCCGAUCAAGGAACAAUCAUGGACGACGAUGCGACAGCGUGGACUCUGUGGAACCAUCUCGGGAGCCAAGCUCGCCACGCCCGGCCUCGAAUCGUUUCCCGAUCUCUGCUCCUCCGCGACCGCAAAAGCGGCAGGCGAAGUCGUCGACCUGCUCCGAGGCGCCACGAUGCCCCUCGUCGAUUUCAUCCGACGCACCUGGGACCUCAGCUGCGUCGACGUCGCCUUUUUUGCCAAUCCGCCCCGGCUCCAAUCCGUGCCGCAGCUCCCUCAUUUCCAUGUCCUUGUCAGAGAGCGCGGCUCGAUGUGA